Molecule: messenger RNA, 1553 nt
Organism: Sorghum bicolor (sorghum)
Lineage: Eukaryota; Viridiplantae; Streptophyta; Magnoliopsida; Poales; Poaceae
Exons: 4
Coding region: 374-1270 (298 amino acids)
Source: RefSeq, a predicted model, not a curated record
UCAGAUAUUAAACUGAUAAGAACAGAUACUACACUUGAUCUUAGCCAAAAGGCCGAGAAAGGUAUGAGUUGCCCUGGUGUCCUGCCCCUUCUUUUAUAUCUCGCUCCCUCCGCGCUCCGCUCUCGGUAGCCGAGGUGGCACUAACGCUUCUGCCUCUUUUCUCCAACACAAACGCAACGGCUGGGUCUGGCCGUCUUUUUCUGUUGGGCUUCCCGCCGCAUCCGGCCCAUUGCUCGAACGGGGGAGGAGCCUGUUGACUUGUACGGUGGUAGAGUCACAGACAACGACGCCGAAGCGCAUCGAUUCGCCGACCGGCCGUUCCCCCUCGUCGCCGCAGCACAGCCGCCGGCUGGCCAGCGGGCAGGCUGCUUCGAUGGGCUCUCCCACGCGGCCGCGGAGGACGACCGGUUUCGCUCUCCUCCUGGUGCUCCUGUUCCUCUCGCCGCUCGCGUCAGCUGGACAACCAAAAGGCGUAUGUGUUUCACCAGGUGGACGGUUCCCUGCCUUCUCGUCUGAAGGCAAGCCUCCAGGAAGAGCACCCAAGGGGCGCAGAGAUCUAGCACUUUGUAGGAUAUUCCGUCAGAAUACAUGUUGCGAUGUGACGCAGACAUUUCCUGCUCUGGUCUCAGUGAGAAACCUUGCAUUGACUGGUGAAGGCAGUCAAGAAUGUAUUCAUUUGUGGGAAUUGCUCGAGUGCUCAAUAUGUGAUCCACGAGUGGGUGUCAGACCUGGACCUCCUGUUGUAUGCGCAUCAUUCUGUGAUAUGGUCUUCAAAGCUUGUUCAGAAUCAUACUUCUCUGUAGAUAUGAAAACACAGGCCUUGUCUCCUUGUGGUUUAGGUGACAUCCUUUGUGGCAAAGCACAUAAAUGGGUCUCUAAUGGCACAGAGUUAUGCCGUCUUGCUGGUUUCUCUGUUCAAGUUUCUGAGACCAGCUCUGAUGGAGUUGAUGACACUUUCUGCUAUGGUGGGAAAGCAAGUUUGGAUUCCAUCUCUGAUUCAUGGACUUCUUCAAAAGAACGUCCAACAUUAAGUGGUGUGGCUUCAUGGGAUGUUCAAGAUUUUCAGAGAUGGGCAAGAGAAAUGCCUGUCGGUGAAAGAGUUUCAUGGGCAAUUGGAGGAAUGGUUCUUACAGCUGGCCUUAUUUUUAUCAGCAAAAGAAAGAGCUACAGCCAUCGCCAGAAGCAAGCUGCUAUUGUUCGCAAUAUGAGAUUGAGAAGGCUGGAUCCUAGAGCCAACCCACAACAAACAAGCGGAGCUAGGAAGGCAUAGGCAACUUAGUGUUACUCAUAGAGGAUUCUUGGACUUGUGUGUCUACUUUUGUGGAUCUAUAUAAUCAAUCAACUAUGAACAAUAGAUUGUAGUCUGUGUCCCCCUCGGUGCUUAGAUACACCAGCUACGACCUCCUUGUCAGCCUUCUAUAGAAGAAGAGUUCUAUAAGUUGUCACUGAGUAUUCCUGGAAUGCAGAACUUAUGGGCUGUGAUGAGCUCAUGUAUAUAUUAUUUGGAAAUGACUUUUUUGCUGCCAUUGAUAUCUAGCUACAUGCCCACAUGA